CGCGAGAUUUGGAGGAUGGUGGGAACGACGUGGAAGAACCAGAGUCUGUCCCAGGGUCUGCGGUCUACAAACCGGAUCCAGGACCCAGGAUGGGGCUGGUCAGCUUUGGCGCCGUGUGCACCCAGCAGUCCCAUGGCAGGUACACGCACCUGAGCGAAUUGGACGCGCACCUUCGCAGGUUCUUCCCGACCCCGACCGACAGCAGGGGCGACCAGUGCUCCCAUCCAGACAGGAAGCUGCUGUUCUUUUGCAUGCUACCGGGUGAGCUCGACACGUAUGGGGUGGCCACCGGACACCUGAACCUCAACUACAGGGUAUGCAGGAGCGACUGCCCAACCAGCUCGACAACGCUUCACCCCUGCUAUGACCCCGAUCUGCAGUUCGAGCAGAACGUGCCAGACUACGCGACGUUCCCAAGUGGCAGGUACGGGCAGUCUUACGUCUCCCCGAAAAUGAUGUCCGCACGGCGACGUUCUGCAUGCCGAAGGACCCAGGCCUGCGUGCCGAGGCCCGGCGCAUGAUCGGGGCCACCAGCUGGAGCGGCGAGGCGAUCCGCGUGAUCCUGGCCCUGAUCAAGGACUGGCGGGUCAUGGUCAUCACGUCGGUGUAUGUCAUUGUGUUGGGGUAUGUGUUCCUGUUUUUCCUCGAGCACAAGGAGUGCGCAAAGUUCAUAGUGCAUGUGUUCAUCGCCAUCGAGGUCCUGAUCCCCCUCUACUUUGCGUACCAGCUCGGGAAGGAGCUGAUGCUGGGUACAGAAAGGCAUGAUGCCAAAUACACCUCUGGAGAUUAUCAAAGCGAUUACAUAGCGCUUAGUGUCCAUAUUUCCCUUUCUUGUAUCUUUAUGAUCGCAGGGACGAUCCUAUGCGGAGCGCUGGACACGUCAAUUUCUUGCAUCGAGGCGGCUGCAGAAUGCAUCUUCGAAGCACCGAGCCUACUCAUCGAGCCGAUUGUGGGAGUGCUCGGCAAGAUGAUCGUGUUAGCGUGGUCGUCCACUCUGUUCAUCAUGCUCAUGUCCAAUUCGGUCAGAGAAGUCGAUGGCUUCAUUGACCAGUUUGUUUUCACAACGGAGCAGAUCAUUGUUACCGUUUUCUGGGUGUUCCUAUCGGUGUCUUUGCUUUGGACACUUCACCACGUAUCGAUGUAUGUGUUGUCGUAUUCGGCGCAGAUGUGGUACUACAGGAAAAAGGCGAUAGACUCUGGCGAUGAUGCCCCAGUGCGCAGAGGAGCUCUUCUGAGUGCUUAUUACAGUGCUGUGCGCUAUCAUCUGGGUAGCAUCUCGUUGGGGUCAAUAUUGAGUAUGGCGUUUGGUGUCCUUCGAGGGUGUAUGCGUGUUGUCGAGGAAGGCCGCGAUGAUAUUCCGUGCAUAAGGUGCGUGCGAGCUCUCUGCGGGCCGUGCCUGAGUAUCAGAUGUUAUGACCGUUUCUUGAAGUAUACCGGCACGGAGGCGUACAUGGAUAUGGCCAUCCAUUCGUACGGGUUUUGUGAUUCAGCGCGUAGAGUCCACGACCUUUUCGCCACGAAGCAGAUGGCAGGAGCUAGGGCCGCCAGGAACGACAUGACAGGAGCUCUUCAGAUGUUCAACUUUGUCGCGCUCGGUGGCUUCGUUUCUUCUACGAUGAUUGUCUCUUAUUGGUUGUGUACGAGUGGAUAUUCAUUCCUUCAGGUCAGCGAUUGGAAGCCCAUGGUUUGUUUCUCGGGCAUCGUCAGCCUUAUCGUCGGGACCAACUUCCUCGUGAUCCUCGACUGCGUCGGGGGCAUGCUGUUUUUCACCCUGGCCACCGAGCAGCUCCGCUGGCGCAGGGAGAACGCCGAGGCCCUGGACCGGGUCGAGCGCGUGAAGGAGAAGUUGAGGCUAGAGGAGGCGCGGGGCGGCAUCCUGAACGCGGUCGGGGGCUGGAUGUUCUCGACCUACGAGCAGCUGGAGGAUCAGGAGGGCCGCAUGCACCGGGAGGUGUACACCACCACGGGCAUGCGGAGGAUGCUGAGGCGGCUCGGAUACUACGGGGAAAAGGGCAGCGGCCACUAGGCUCCUGCCGGGGCCCCCGAGACUGGGCGGCAGCGUCCACGACGCGGUGCAGCGGGCACGGCGCUUCUCUCUCUCGGGCAGCGCGCUGGCGCUCCGCGCCCUGCACGCCGGGGGUAUUACCUCUCCCCCCUGCACCCUCAUCUCAACAUUGAGUCAGCCGCGGCCGACGGUGGACACAUCGGAUCGCGCAGCGCCCCGCGCGAGAGUUGCAUCUCUUUUCCAGGGUAGCGUAUGGCGCACACCGCCACGACUGCCACGGAGGGCGAGUUCGUUGCAGAAGCCGGCUGCGCAGGAACUGCUUUGGGGAAAAGCUGCUUCAUGCGGCGCUUUUGCAUCUGCGGGGCUCCGGACCCCCUGUCCACUCGUUUCCUGCGCUCCUGCCGCGGCGGUGACGCUGGCGCACCCUGGGAAAUCUCAGUUCGGAGACCGACUCCCCUUCCCAGGUUGUUCCCUC
Messenger RNA from Prorocentrum cordatum, 2480 nucleotides. Lineage: Eukaryota; Dinophyceae; Prorocentrales; Prorocentraceae. The record is from the annotation of a GenBank genome assembly.